ACGUAACAAAUUUUUUCUUGUGAAAUUUUAAUCCAUACACAAAUUCUGCAUGUGAAUUCCACUCUUUUUUUCAAAAACUUCAGGCCGCCUUCCUGUCCUACAAUCCUUCCAUUUCCACACUAACCAGUCUUCUACUUUCCUCGCUGACCAGAACCCCACUACACCCCACUGGCUCGCCAUGUCCGUCCACCAAGUUAUCAGCUGGCGCCACCGCCCUCCGCCCGUUCUUUUCUCUGUUCUCUUUUUUCUCACCUUCUUGAUUUUCCCAUCUCAAUCCGAUGAGCUUCAGAGAUUGCAGGAAUUCAAGUCUGCACUCCGAGAAUCACAGACAGAAGUUUUUAAUACAUGGACGCAGGGUACUCAUUUCUGCAACUUCACCGGAAUUGUCUGCAACUCGAACGGAAUGGUUGUGGAGAUUAAUCUUCCACAGGAGCAGCUGGUCGGCGUUCCUCCUUUUGAUUCUGUCUGUGCUCUGAGUUCCCUGGAGAAGAUCGAUCUUGGAGCCAACUUAUUGCACGGCGUUAUAACAGGGGACUUGAAGAGCUGUACCAGGUUGCAGUACCUGGAUUUGGGUUUCAAUUACUUUUCAGGAGAAGUUCCUAAUUUGUCCUCCCUACAGGAAUUGAGAUUUUUGAACCUGAAUAACAGUGGGUUUUCGGGGGUUUUUCCAUGGAGGUCGCUGCAGAAUCUAACACAGCUUGCUUUCUUGAGCAUCGGCGAUAACCCAUUGGAUCCAAGUCCGUUUCCCUUGGAGGUGUUAAAGCUUGAGAAAUUAUACUGGCUUUAUCUCACGAACUGUAGUAUCACCGGACAGAUUCCUGAGGGAAUUGGAAGUCUGAUCCAGCUUGAAAAUCUUGAGCUCUCUGAUAAUCAAUUAUCUGGUGAAAUCCCAGCAGGGAUUACCAACCUCACCAAGCUAUGGCAGCUCGAGCUCUACAACAAUUCCUUGACGGGAAAACUCCCUAUUGGGUUUGGACAACUUAUAAACCUGGUUAACUUCGACGCCUCGCAGAACAUGCUUGAAGGUGACUUAUCUGAGGUGAGAUUUCUGAAGCAGAUUGCCUCCUUGCAGCUAUUUGAGAACCAGUUGACAGGGGAGAUUCCGGAGGAGAUUGGUGAAUUCAAGAACCUGGUAGAGUUGUCUCUUUACAGGAACAAUUUCACGGGUCAACUUCCUCAGAAGCUUGGAUCAUGGGGAGCUCUUAAUUACAUUGAUUUGUCUGAGAAUUUCUUGACGGGUCCAAUCCCGCCGGACAUGUGCAAGAACGGGCAGAUGACUGAUCUUCUCCUAUUGCAGAACAGGCUUACCGGGAACAUCCCGGAAAGUUACGCCAAUUGUAAGUCUUUGAUCCGAUUUCGAGUUAACAACAAUUCACUCUCUGGUACCGUUCCCGCCGGAAUAUGGGGUUUACCAAAUCUUUCCAUCAUUGAUCUCUCUAUGAAUGAGCUUGAAGGUCCGGUGACCAGUGACAUAGGUAAUGCUAAGUCUCUCGGGAAAAUAAUCUUAUCUCAAAAUCAGUUCUCUGGUGAAUUACCUGAUAAAAUCUCAGAAGCUUCUUCAUUAGUCACUAUUCAGUUGAGUUCAAAUCAAUUUUCCGGUGAAAUCCCGGCGAAUAUUGGCAAAUUGAAGAAAAUAAUCAAUCUUUAUUUGGAUGAGAAUAAGUUUUCUGGAAUCAUCCCAUCUUCACUAGGUUCAUGUGACUCCCUGGCUGAUGUAAACCUCGCCGGCAACUCACUCUCCGGUCAAAUUCCGGCUAGUGUUGGAUCUUUACCUUCUCUGAACUCAUUGAACUUAUCUGGAAACGAACUUUCUGGGGAAAUUCCAGUGUCUCUAUCAGACUUAACGUUAAGCCUUCUUGACCUGUCCAGUAACAGAUUGACUGGUCCGAUCCCCGACUCUCUUUUCAUUGGCAGCUUUGAAGGAAAUCCCGGUUUAUGCAGUUCCAGUAUUAAGAAUUUUCCGCAAUGUCCAUCCAAUUCUCAUUCAUCAAGACACCUCAAAACAUUUGUAUCCUGUUUCAUUGCCGGUUUGCUGCUUCUUCUUGUUUCUCUGGGUUGUUACUUGACAGUGAAGUUAAGACAGAACAGUCUUGAUCAUCCAUUGAAGCUGAGUUCUUGGGAUAUGAAACCGUAUCGUCUAGUAAAUUUCAGAGAAAAAGAUGUUAUUGAUGCCAUUAGAUCAGAGAAUUUGAUAGGUAAAGGAGGAUCAGGAAAUGUAUACAAAGUUGUGUUGAACAAUGGCAAAGAAUUUGCUGUGAAACAUAUCUGGAGGGCGGACACUGGCAACUGGAGAAGCUACCGGAGCAGCGCUACCAUAUUGACAAAAAAGAAUCUCCGAUCAACGGAGUACGACGCGGAGGUUGCAGCUUUGAGUAGAGUAAGACAUGUCAAUGUGGUGAAGCUUUACUGUAGCAUCACAAGUGAGGAUAGUAAUCUCCUGGUGUAUGAGUACUUGCCUAAUGGGAGCUUGUGGGACCAGCUGCACACGUGUCAAAAGAUCGAGAUGGAUUGGAAAGUGAGAUACGCGAUUGCAGUGGGGUCCGCAAAGGGAUUGGAGUAUCUGCAUCAUGGAUGUGAUAGACCGGUGAUACACCGUGAUGUUAAGUCGAGUAAUAUCUUGUUGGAUGAGGAAUGGAAGCCUAGAAUUGCAGAUUUUGGUCUGGCCAAGAUUGUGCAGGCAGGUGGGGAAGGGGAUUGGACUAAUGUCAUUGCUGGCACUCAUGGUUACAUUGCUCCAGAAUAUGCGUACACGUGCAAAAUAACGGAGAAAAGUGAUGUAUAUAGCUUUGGAGUAGUGCUGAUGGAGUUGGUGACGGGAAAAAGACCGGUAGAGGCAGAAUUCGGAGAGAACAAAGACAUAGUGUAUUGGGUAAGCAGUAAAAUGAAGAGCCAAGAGAGUUUGGUUGAGCUGGUUGACCCGAGCAUCUCAGAAGCCAUGAAAGAUGAUGCUGCCAACGUGCUAAGAAUUGCACUACUUUGUACUGUGAGAGUCCCAGCUCUAAGGCCUUCCAUGAGAAUGAUAGUUCAAAUGCUGGAGCAUGCUGAGCCAUGUCAACUUACCAACAUCAUUGUUCAUAUAGGGCACGAAGAAGGUAGCCCGGACGAGAAAUCAAAGACGCUCGGAUGAUUUGCAUUUUUGAAUUUGAAUCGAGCUUAAACAAGGUCCUGAAAUAUUUUUUGUUACACCUGUACUUCACUUGAUUUUAGCCUAAAAGUUUAAAAAUGUAUUAUUAGAUCUAUAUACUUGGAUUAGACACACUCAAUUUGCAAGAUGCAUUAUUGAGAUUUUAGCUCUUUUAAAACAGCAGAACUAUUACGUAUAAUAAGUAAAAACAAAAUUUUCUUGCAAAA
This is a messenger RNA of Carica papaya (papaya), 3351 nucleotides long. Its product is annotated as receptor-like protein kinase 7. Lineage: Eukaryota; Viridiplantae; Streptophyta; Magnoliopsida; Brassicales; Caricaceae. The record is from RefSeq and is a predicted model, not a curated record. Gene Ontology annotation, biological process: protein phosphorylation. Gene Ontology annotation, molecular function: receptor serine/threonine kinase binding; protein kinase activity; ATP binding.